This is a messenger RNA of Puccinia triticina, 888 nucleotides long. RefSeq lists its product as uncharacterized. The record is from RefSeq and is a predicted model, not a curated record. The transcript is spliced from 4 exons. The coding region runs from base 1 to 888 and encodes 295 amino acids. Lineage: Eukaryota; Fungi; Basidiomycota; Pucciniomycetes; Pucciniales; Pucciniaceae.
AUGCCAGAUGUAAAUAAGAUCUCUGGCGAAUCACGAGAUGAAUUGCCUAUGGCCGAGUCUGGUGGCGAUGUGCAGAAACCUAGACCAUCAUUGAAGAUUCGCAUUCGAAGGCCACCAAAAGCUCCGAUGAAUGGAGACUCAUUAUCAGAUUCCGCCCCAGCUUCGGCGCCCCCCCCCGCCGCAACGCCAAUGGAGACGACUGAAGAGUCAGCGACUGCGACAUUUGAUAUAUCUGCCGCCGCCCCAGCUCCGGCGGUGCGGUUUGCCCCAGCAAAGCGCGGCCGUCGUAGUGAGGCUGGAACCUCAUCGACCGCCCCCGCUGCGACGUCUGUUAAUCCAUCAUCCGCCAAGCAUUUCCGUCCAAAUGAGGUGUUCGCUGCAUGCCCGCCUUCCCAUUCUUCACCGGUUGCAUCUCUGCCAGCAAAGGCAAAAAAGGUUGGCCGUCCCAAGAAGGCCAAACAAGUGAAGACCUCGAUCACUUUCAGAUCGGGACCGUUGGCCGAUGCCGAUGGGGAAUGUAUGCAGGCUCGAUCCCAGGCCUACUGGAGAGAGGCGCAGUGGGGGCCCGGUCAAGAUGUCGAGGAAUGCGAUGGCAGCGCGCCUGCCUCGACCGUAACUCCAGCUGAUUCUCAGCCGGCCGCUGCUCCCCCUCGAGAUACUCCUGCUACCGGCAACAAGCGUGUCCGGCCUAUUAAGAGGACUACGGUAGACAGGGGCCUGGACACCGAAAGGGAGCUGUCCUCAUCAGCCGACCAGGAAAUGCCCUCGAGCUCAACAGCUGCAGGCAAGGUCGUGGCUUUUUGGAAGAUUAAGCAAUCUGAGGCAACCAAGCCAAGCAAGGUAGCAAGAAGAGGUGGUCGGAAGGCCCGGGGUCCGUUGGCGGUUUAG